Papaver somniferum (opium poppy) is the source of this 1354-nucleotide messenger RNA. RefSeq names its product protein trichome birefringence-like 34. The record is from RefSeq and is a predicted model, not a curated record. The transcript is spliced from 4 exons. Gene Ontology annotation, cellular component: Golgi apparatus. The coding region runs from base 31 to 1281 and encodes 416 amino acids. Gene Ontology annotation, molecular function: O-acetyltransferase activity. NCBI's taxonomy places the organism in Eukaryota, Viridiplantae, Streptophyta, Magnoliopsida, Ranunculales, Papaveraceae.
UUGAUUGAUCAAAAGACUAGUACGUAUAAUAUGGCCAAGGUAUACAACUUGGUCUCGGGAAUUCUGGGACUAAAAAAUCGCAUGCAUUCGCUAACAAUAAUUCUAGUUGCCACCUUCAUUGUUCUUAUAGUUUAUAUGGAAGGCAAAAGUACAUGGAUUGUCUUUGAAGAGAUUCUUACCACUUCCACCAUGACAUUAAAGGAUUACAGCGAAUCAGUAUCGUUGACGUCAAGUUGUGAUCUCUUUUCGGGUAAGUGGGUAUACGAUAACUCAACAUAUCCUUUGUACUCUGAGAAACAGUGCUCGUUCAUGUUUGAUGAGGUUGCAUGUGAGAAGUUUGGAAGAAAGGAUUUAAGCUAUCAGAAUUGGAGAUGGCAACCAAACCAGUGUGACCUACCAAGGUUCAAUGCCAAGGCAUUACUGGAGAGAUUGAGAGGGAAAAGGAUGGUUUACGUUGGAGAUUCACUUAACAGAAAUCAAUGGUUAUCCAUCGUUUGUCUGGUGGAAUCUGUAAUCCCAUCAGCACUCAAGUCUGUGCACGACACCGGUUCUCUCAGAAUCUUUAAUGCCAUUGAAUAUAAUGCAACCAUUGAGUUUUAUUGGGCACCAUUGCUGGUCGAAUCGAAUUCGGACGAUCCGGCGACUCAUCGCUGGCCUGAACGAAUUGUAAGAGCCCAAGGGAUCGAGAAACACGCGAUUCAUUGGAUGGAUGCCGACAUACUUGUCUUCAAUUCCUAUCUUUGGUGGAGAUCGAGACCCAAAAUGAAAGUCUUAUGGGGCUCUUUUGAACAUCCAAAUGAAGGAACGUACAAAGAGGUAGAAAUGCUACGCAGCUAUGAAAUGUCUCUGAAAACAUGGUCUGAUUGGCUUGAGAUUCAUGUCAACCAUACCAAGACGGAGCUGUUUUUUGUCAGCAUGUCGCCUACACACUCCUGGGCAGAGGAAUGGAGCAUGAACAAAGAAGGUAACUGCUACAACCAAACAAAGCCGAUUUCGCGAAAAAAUUACAAGGGUAGAGAUUCGGAUCCUGAAAUGAUGAACGUCCUUGAGAAAACAGUUGACGAGUUGAAAGUUAGAGGUGUUAACGUGAAGAUACUUAACAUAACACAACUAUCAGAAUACAGAAAAGAAGGCCAUCCAUCUACGCAUAGAAAACAAUGGGUUCCUUUAACUCAAGAGCAAAUAUCAAACCCUACAAGUUAUUCUGAUUGUAUCCAUUGGUGCCUCCCUGGAAUUCCUGAUACUUGGAAUGAGCUCCUUUAUGCUUACAUUUUUUCCUAGUGGAAACAUUUUUGUGAAAAAUGUUGUAGAUCUAAGACUAUUUCUCUUCAAAUUAAAGAAGAUAAAUUUUCAA